AUGGCUGAACCAUCUAUAUCUACGCUAGAAUCGCUACCUAAUGAAGUUUUAUUCAAUCUAUUUGAAUAUUUCGAUGCUCAAGAACUUUACAGAUCUUUUUAUCAUCUUAAUUCGCAUUGGAAUUGUCUUCUUCAAUCUUUAUCACGUCUCUCACUUAUGUUUCGAACAUCUGAUAUAAAUUCGUUCGAAAAGUAUCAUCAAAACUUCCCAUCACAAAUUCACACUCUAAUGAUCUAUUCACAGGAUAACAUUGAAAUUAGCCAAUUUUUCAAUCUACGUAAUCUAUUAAUUUGGUCGCCAACUGCCGAACAAAUUCUUCAAAUUAAUACUCAAUCAUUUCGAUCGAUCGUCUACCUUUACAUUUCUUUCACCAUUUUGAAACCUUCCAUUUCUUCUCUAUACGAAAAAAUCUUUUCAAACGGUUUUCCCUCUCUAAAAUUCUGUUAUCUAUGUGGACUUGAAUCACCCGAAAAUAAUAUUCAAUGGAGUCAAUCACCAAACCUUCAAUAUUUACAUACAUCAUCCAAUCCUGCAUCUAUUCUCAAUUCGUCGCCCAAUUUAUCUUCAUUAAUUUUAGAUCUAAUCAUCCUAGAUGACAAAUCUCUACACUUCAAUCCACACUUCAACUUAAGGCGCUUAAAAUUAGUUAUUUCGCAUAUCACAUGGCUAGAUGACACGAAACACUUGACAACAUUAUUCACUCUAUUACCAAAUCUGGAACGCUUGUCCUAUCAUAAGACUUACUCAAUUACGAAUUCACUGGAUAUUCUGCUGAGCUAUGAUUGGUUAGGUGGUAUUCUAAUGAAAUAUUUGCCGUUAUUGAAACGAUUUAUUUAUCACCUUCGUGUUUGUAAUUUAUUUUCCAUUGAUCAAACAGAAUUCAAUGAACACCGAUCGAAAUUUAGAGACAAUUUCUUUAAAAUUUUCCCCAACCGAUCAAAAUAUUCUUUCCGAAUUAAUUAA
This is a messenger RNA of Adineta ricciae, 963 nucleotides long. NCBI's taxonomy places the organism in Eukaryota, Metazoa, Rotifera, Eurotatoria, Adinetida, Adinetidae. The record is from the annotation of a GenBank genome assembly.